Messenger RNA from Sapajus apella (tufted capuchin), 4544 nucleotides. It is a transcript of the gene CPNE4, whose product is annotated as copine 4. Gene Ontology annotation, cellular component: plasma membrane. The record is from RefSeq and is a predicted model, not a curated record. Gene Ontology annotation, biological process: cellular response to calcium ion. Lineage: Eukaryota; Metazoa; Chordata; Mammalia; Primates; Cebidae. Bases 1265 to 2938 code for a protein of 557 amino acids. The transcript is spliced from 16 exons. Gene Ontology annotation, molecular function: calcium-dependent phospholipid binding.
UGUCAUUCACUUUACUUCAUUAAUUCUAAAGUCCAAUUUGUGAGUCUGACAAUAUCAAUGUGCAGACAGUAUUUAGUUUUCUUGUUUGUCUAUGGUAGCAGACAUAAUCAGAAACAAUGCCCUGUAUUUCAAUAAGUUCAUUUGUCUGCAUUUGAAUAAGUUUGAAACAGGAAGGCCAUGCUUUCUCUCUAAAGUGCUUUAUAACAUGUGGAAGUGGUUACCCCUUACAUAAGAUAGCAUAUCGGUAUCUAUCUUUAAGCAUGGGUACUCCCUAAGUAUUUCUUUAUCUUAUUUGUGAGGUGGAUGUAUUCAGAACCCGUUAUUAGUCGAAGAAAAUACUCUUUGUCCAUCAAUUUACUCAUGCAUUUAGUUGCUAAAAAUAAUUACCAGGCUUCUACCAUACGCCUGAAGCUUUUGUAGACAUGGCUGAUACAGAGGUGAGCAACACCUCCACCAUUUCUGGUGAGAGUUAAGCACCCAUCUAAGAAGUUUUCUUUAAUGUGUGCAAAAAAAGUGUAACUCCCAUUCCCCUUGCAACCCCGCCGCGAUACUACAGCUCCACCCUGGAGUAGAGAUGGAGACCAAACACUUGGAGAUCUAAAUCAAGUGUCCCCAGGAGCCCAGUGGAGCGACGAAGCGGAGCAGAAAGCCCGGACUGUGAGCGCGGCAGGACCACGGAGAGCGCCGCCGCCGCCAAGGACUGGGCGGGGCCCGGGGCUCGGGUUCCCGGGGCAAUGCUCGUCUCCGCCAGCAACCCCCAGGGGGCGCUCGCGCGGAGGUUUCCGAACUAGUCUCUUGCCGGGUUGCUGGGUGCAUGGGUUUCGUCAGAAGGUGGAAAUCUCUGUGAGAAGCUGCCGUCUCCCCGCCACCCGCUCAUCCCCUUCUCUUCCUGCCGUCCUCCUUCCCUCCCUCGCUCCUCUCCACCCCUCCCUCUUUCCUCAGUACCCUCCUCUUUACUCUCUGAGUUAACUCAGAGCCGACCUGCCGUCUCCAGCGUUUUCACCCUCUUCCCCCACCGCCAUCACCGAGAAUGGAGUCAGGGUUUCCGGAGAGACCAAACUCUGCCCUCAGCACCUUUCCCAGCCGCUGUUGCUAAACUGGCCUCGGAGGACGCGAGGGGAAGGAGGUGCGACGCCCCUCACACCACCACGUAACUACAGCACAGCCGCCCCCACUCCAAAGCCGGAUUUUGCGUCCUGGGGGCGGGACAGACCUCGUCCCGGGCUGAAUUCUCUCUGCACUCCUCCAGGUUGGCACACCCAGAAUGAAGAAGAUGAGCAACAUUUAUGAGUCGGCUGCCAACACACUGGGAAUCUUUAACAGCCCCUGCCUGACCAAAGUUGAACUGCGUGUGGCGUGCAAAGGCAUUUCUGACAGAGAUGCCCUUUCCAAACCAGACCCCUGUGUCAUCCUCAAGAUGCAGUCUCAUGGGCAGUGGUUUGAGGUUGACAGGACUGAGGUGAUUCGCACCUGCAUAAACCCAGUGUACUCAAAACUGUUUACUGUGGACUUUUACUUUGAGGAGGUUCAGCGCCUGCGGUUUGAAGUCCAUGACAUCAGCAGCAACCACAAUGGGCUGAAGGAGGCCGACUUUCUUGGUGGCAUGGAGUGCACACUUGGCCAGAUUGUUUCCCAGAGAAAGCUGUCCAAAUCUUUGCUGAAGCAUGGGAACACAGCAGGAAAAUCCUCCAUCACGGUGAUUGCUGAAGAAUUAUCUGGCAAUGACGACUACGUUGAGCUUGCAUUCAAUGCACGAAAAUUGGAUGACAAGGAUUUCUUCAGCAAAUCUGACCCAUUUCUGGAAAUUUUUCGUAUGAAUGAUGAUGCAACUCAGCAGCUGGUGCACCGAACUGAGGUUGUGAUGAAUAACUUAAGCCCAGCCUGGAAAUCAUUCAAAGUAUCCGUAAAUUCUCUAUGCAGCGGAGAUCCAGACCGCCGGCUGAAGUGCAUAGUAUGGGACUGGGACUCCAAUGGCAAGCAUGACUUCAUUGGAGAAUUCACCUCGACGUUCAAGGAGAUGAGAGGAGCAAUGGAAGGGAAACAGGUGCAGUGGGAGUGCAUCAAUCCCAAGUAUAAAGCCAAGAAGAAGAAUUACAAGAACUCAGGCACGGUGAUUCUGAAUCUGUGCAAGAUCCACAAGAUGCACUCUUUCUUGGACUACAUCAUGGGUGGCUGCCAAAUCCAGUUUACAGUAGCUAUAGAUUUCACUGCCUCAAAUGGGGACCCCAGGAACAGCUGUUCCUUGCAUUACAUCCACCCUUACCAACCCAAUGAGUAUCUGAAAGCCUUGGUAGCUGUGGGGGAGAUUUGCCAAGACUAUGACAGUGACAAAAUGUUCCCUGCCUUUGGGUUUGGUGCCAGGAUACCUCCAGAGUACACAGUCUCUCAUGACUUUGCAAUCAACUUUAAUGAAGACAACCCAGAAUGUGCAGGAAUUCAAGGAGUUGUGGAAGCCUAUCAGAGCUGUCUUCCUAAGCUCCAACUCUACGGUCCCACCAACAUAGCCCCCAUUAUCCAGAAGGUUGCCAAGUCAGCGUCAGAGGAAACUAACACCAAGGAGGCAUCGCAAUACUUCAUCCUGCUGAUCCUGACAGACGGCGUCAUCACAGACAUGGCCGAUACCCGUGAGGCCAUUGUCCACGCCUCCCACCUCCCCAUGUCAGUCAUAAUCGUGGGAGUCGGAAACGCUGACUUCAGUGACAUGCAGAUGCUGGAUGGCGAUGAUGGGAUUCUGAGGUCACCCAAGGGAGAACCUGUUCUUCGAGACAUCGUCCAGUUCGUGCCCUUCAGGAACUUCAAACACGCAUCUCCAGCUGCCCUGGCAAAGAGUGUGUUGGCUGAAGUCCCAAACCAAGUUGUGGACUAUUACAAUGGCAAAGGAAUUAAACCAAAAUGUUCAUCAGAAAUGUAUGAUUCUUCCAGAACACUAGCACCAUGAACUCCCACACAGUUUUACAGAGUUCUGAAAUACUACUCCUGCUAAUAUUUCAUAUUUAAUACUUCUACUCCUAUACUUUAAAAAGAAAACAACACAUACACAUUUAAAAAUAGCACGUUUUGGUGAUUUUUAACUAUCUGACAUUUUUUUUGCAUGUGUAGCCCUGAGGCCUGGAUCUGUUAAACCCUUGUAUUGUUAACUUUUUACAAAGAAAUACAGAUAAUAAUAACUUACUAUUUACAGCAUGUCGCCUUGAAAUAUAAUGGUAUCUGUAUCCAUUUUUUAUACAUGUUUGUUGAAAUUUUGCUAAAUUUCUUAUCUUUACACUCUAAAGCAUUUUGAAACCUUUAUUGAAUGUUGAUAGCCAAAAUAUACUUGGUUUUAUCUGCUAUAGGAUGAGAGACUUUUUAAAAUGGCAGAUGCAUGGACUGUAUUUUGCAUGUUUAAAAUAAAAAAAGAAAAACCCACACUUUUUGCAGUUGUUAUCUCUAAUUCCUCCCUACUGAGAAUGGUCUCUCUACUAACGAAGAGGUUUAUCCACCUCUUCUUUUUUGAGGUGGGUCUUUUUGAGGUAGGUCUGAAUCAUCUGGCCCAGCACCUCUCACACUUUACUGUGCACACAAAUAACCUGACAGUCUUUUUAAAAUUCAGAUUGUGAUACAGUAAGUCUCUGUGGGGCCCAAGAUUUUGCAUCUUUAACAAAGUCCCAGGUGAUGCUAACGCAGUCCCUGGACUACAUCAAGAGGAGUGAGGUUCUAGACUUUAGGGUGUCAUGAUGGAGACUAUCAAGAACAGGGCAGCUUCUAGUCUGCUUGAGAACGGCACCUCUUCCUGACAGUAGCAUAAAAGUCCUGCCUGUCUCAGAGGUGAGUAGAAAGUAAUAAGACUGACUCCAGAAGCUGCACACCUCAAAUCAGUCUCGCUGCUUUAUACUCACACCACUUCCUUAGGCAAGACUAGAAAGUGCUCUUCCUGGCCAGUCCCUGCCCUCUUAAAAGUGGCAUCACACACCACUGCAUGGAUGGUGUCAAUCCCUAGAAGUGACCUCAGAGUCUUCACUGGAACCACAACCAUAGAAACUUACCCAUGGCAAAUGGCCAUGCAGUACAGCUCCCGAUAUCUGGUCCACUAAGUUCACCUUUGAGCUUAGUGUGGAAACUUCUUUCUCCUUUCUAUCACUUCUGAGAGCAAACUCCAUAAGCAGAAAUCCCUGGAAUUAUUGGAUGGAGGUGUUUUGUUUCAAUAUAAGCUGGCCAGUCUGGAACCAAAAGAAUGAAUGUUUAACUUGUAUGAUCUUCUUGCAGAGAAACAGACAAGUGUUUUUGCAAGCAUAAAAGGCAAAAAGUGGAGUGUAUUUUUGGUCAGAGAGAUGGAUAAGUAAAUCACAAGGCAAAAUUUGUUGUUUGUUUGAAGGGGGGGAGCAGUAUUAACAAGCAAAUAAAAUGCCUUGUAUGAUUUCCAUAGUUGCAAUUGUAGAUCCUAAUCUUGCAAAUACAUGUUAACCAAAAGCACAACAUUUUGGGAAUGAUGGUAUAAUUGUAUAACUGAAACAAAUCAUAAAUAUUUAAACGAUAUUGUUUUAUUAAUAAAUUGAGUACUUACAGAA